Molecule: messenger RNA, 657 nt
Organism: Rhizopus microsporus ATCC 52813
Lineage: Eukaryota; Fungi; Mucoromycota; Mucoromycetes; Mucorales; Rhizopodaceae
Product: ras-domain-containing protein
Exons: 5
Coding region: 1-657 (218 amino acids)
Biological process (GO): ribosomal subunit export from nucleus; protein import into nucleus
Cellular component (GO): cytoplasm; nucleus
Molecular function (GO): GTPase activity; GTP binding
Source: RefSeq, a predicted model, not a curated record
AUGGCUGACCAAGGUGCUAAUAACAACGUCCCUACAUUCAAACUUGUUCUUGUUGGUGAUGGUGGUACCGGCAAGACCACUUUCGUUAAGCGUCACUUAACUGGUGAAUUCGAAAAGAGAUAUGUUGCCACCCUUGGUGUCGAAGUUCACCCUCUCCAAUUCCACACCAACUUUGGUCCCAUCGUCUUCAACACCUGGGAUACCGCUGGUCAAGAAAAGUUUGGUGGUCUUCGUGAUGGUUACUAUAUUCAAGGUCAAUGUGCUAUUAUCAUGUUUGAUGUUACUUCUAGAAUUACAUACAAGAACGUUCCCAACUGGCACCGUGAUCUUGUUCGUGUCUGUGAAAACAUUCCCAUUGUUCUCUGCGGUAACAAAGUCGACAUCAAGGAGCGUAAAGUUAAGGCAAAGACCAUUACUUUCCACAGAAAGAAGAACUUGCAAUACUAUGACAUUUCCGCUAAAUCCAACUACAACUUUGAAAAGCCUUUCUUGUGGUUAGCUCGUAAGUUAAUCGGCAACCCUGGCUUGGAAUUCGUCGCCGCUCCUGCCUUGGCUCCUCCUGAAGUUGAAGUAGAUGCCGGAUUGAUGCAGCAAUACGACAAUGAAAUGGCCGCUGCUGCUGCUCAACCUCUUCCUGAAGAAGAUGAUGACUUGUAA